GAAUGUGAUUGGAUUGUUAAAACAAUGUGACUUGCAGUUGGACACAGACAGAAGGCAGAACAGUACUGAGAGGAUACAUGCUGCACCUAGGCAGACACACACAGACAGAAGGCAGAACAGUACUGAGAGGAUACAUGCUGCACCUAGGCAGACACACACAGACAGAAGGCAGAACAGUACUGAGAGGAUACAUGCUGCACGCAGGCUGACACACACAGACAGAAGGCAGAACAGUACUGAGAGGAUACACGCUGUACGCAGGCAAACACACACAGACAGAAGGCAGAACAGUACUGAGAAGAUACAUGCUGCACGCAGACACACACACAGAGACACAGACACACUGAUGUCACACACAGACAGCAUAGAUAAAAGAAAAGGGCCCCUAUCGAUGGCAUAGAGAGAGAUAGAGUCACAAUGUAAACUCCAUUUGAAGGCUGGAGAAGCCACAAACAGAACAGUCAAAGUAAUAGGAUGAAAGGCUGCACUCUUCACUACUUGUUGUCAUGCAGCUAUCAUGUUAUAUCACUCUGUUUAGAAUAUCCUGUAAUGUAUAACUUCCUGAUUGAAGGUGAUUAUAUACUUUAAAAACUGUAGUGGACAACAGACAGAGAUCAGAGAGGUAACUGGUAGAGAUGCACAUCUGAGCAACUACUUAACUACUAGUCACUGAAGUUAGAAUCAUACAGUAGAUAUUAGCAUUAGGAGUCAGUUAGAAAGGUAAUCAUACAGUAGAUAUUACCAUUAGGAGUCAGUUAGAAAGGUAAUCAUACAGUAGAUAUUACCAUUAGGAGUCAGUUAGAAAGGUAAUCAUACAGUAGAUAUUACCAUUAGGAGUCAGUUAGAAAGGUAAUCAUACAGUAGAUAUUACCAUUAGGAGUCAGUUAGAAAGGUAAUCAUACAGUAAGUUAAUACAGCAAGUAAAAGUAACUUAGAAUCAUAGAUUUUACAAUAAGAGGUCAGACAGACUUAAUUAGUUGAUUUAUCGAUUGAUUGGUUUAAUCAUUGAUAUUCGGUACGGUUAGUUAAGAUGGCCGAGUACGUCAACAAACAGGUGAUUGAAUUGAAUGAAGUUACUGAAGAAAACCGAAACAGAUUAACGAAGAGCGUGAAGACUGAGACCCAUCUCUCAGAUGGAAGAACAGGAGUCUACAGGCUGGCUGCUGGGUGUUUAGGAGUGCUGUGUGUUCUACAAGUCACUCUCAACAUCUCCCUGAGGCUGGCUUUCUCCGGUUCUAACGAAGAGAGGAACCAGUUAGAGGCCUGUUACAACACCCUGGCUACAGAAAGGGACAGGUUGAGUGGCAUGGUCAGUGUUCUGACCUAUGAUAAGGUGAUUCUGCAGAAGAGGCUCUCUGGGUGUGGUACUGGAAGAGGGGUGGAAGGGAGAUACAUGGCAGUCCCAAUGAUGAGGACUGUGUUAAAGUGUCCUAAAGGAUGGAGGAUGUUGGGAUCCAGCUGCUACUUCCUUUCUACUGAGAUGAAAACCUGGCAGGAGAGCAGACUGGACUGUUUUGAGAGAGGAGCAGACCUGGUGAUCAUAAACAGUGAAGAGGAAAAGAAGUUGUUGUACCAGCUGCAUGGUGAUGCAGAUCUCCUGGUCUGGAUUGGUCUGACUGACUCCGUGAAUGAGGGGACCUGGAAAUGGGUGGACGGCACACCACUGACCACAUCGUACUGGAAGAGUGGUAAGCCGGACUAUGGUGGUACCAACAACAAGGAUUGUGUCGAGGUCAACCAUCGGGACAACGUUUUGGCCAACUGGAACGAUGCACCCUGCAACCGCAUGCUGCACUGGAUCUGUGAGAAAUUACAGAAAUAGCUACAUAUACCUCAAAGUUUAGGGUCACUUAGAAAUGUCCUUUUUUUAUAGAAAAUAAAAUGUUUUGUCUAUUAAAAUGAAAUCAAAUUGAUCAAUAAUACAGUGUAGACAUUGUUAAUGUUGUAAAUGACUAAUGUAGCUGGAAACGGCAGAUUUCUUAUGUAAUAUCUACAGUCGUGGCCAAAAGUUUUGAGUAUGACACAAAUAUUAAUUUUCAUAAAGUUUGCUGCUUCAGUGUCUUUAGAUAAUUUUGUCAGAUGUUACUAUGGAAUACUGAUGUAUAAUCACAAGCAUUUCAUAAGUGUCAAAGGCUUUUAUUGAAAAUUACAUGAAGUUGAUGCAAAGAGUCAAUAUUGGCAGUGUCGACCCUUCUUAUUCAAGACCUCUGCAAUCCGCCGUGGCAUGCUGUCAAUUAACUUCUGGGCCGCAUCCUAACUGAUGGUAGCCCAUUCUUGCAUAAUCAAUGCUUGGAGUUUGUCAGAAUUUGUGGGGUUUUGUUUGUCCACCCGCCUCUUGAGGAUUGACCACAAGUUCUCAAUGGGAUUAAGGUCUGGGGAGUUUCCUGGCCAUGGACCCAAAUUAUUGAUUUUUUGUUCCUCGAGCCACUUUGUUAUCACUUUUGCCUUAUGGCAAGGUGCUCCAUCAUGCUGGAAAAGGCAUUGUUCGUCACCAAUCUGUUCCUGGAUGGUUGGGAGAAGUUGCUCUCAGAGGAUUUGUUGGUAACAUUCUUUAUUCAUGGCUGCGUUCUUAUGCAAAAUUGUGAGUGAACUCACUCCCUUGGCUGAGAAGCAACCCCACAAAUGAAUGGUGUCAGGAUGCUUUACUGUUGGCAUGACACAGGACUGAUGGUAGGGCUCACCUUGUCUUCUCCGGACAAGCUUUUUUCCAGAUGACCCAAACUAUAGGAAGUCCAGCAAACCCAGAGUCACCUCUUCACUGUUGACAUUGAGACUGGUGUUUUGCGGGUACUAUUUAAUGAAGCUGCCAGUUGAGGACUUGUGUGGUGUCUGUUUCUCAAACUAGACACUCUAAUGUACUUGUCCUCUUGCUCAGUUGUGCACUGGGGCCUCCCACUCCUCAUUCUAUUCUAGUUAGAACCAGUUUGCACUGUUCUGUGCUUUUCUUUCAAAAACAAUGACAUUUAUAAAUGACCCCAAACAUUUGAACGGUAGUGUACAUAUAGAUCAAAUCCACAUCUUGUUUAAAUGUGUUUAUUAUUUCAUUACCUACAAAUGUUUGAUGUACAUUAACAUUUUCCUUAAGAUUGUGAAAUUAACUGUGAGUACAUUUACAUGGUACCUGACAUUAUCUUUCUUGCUUUCACCUGUAGUUAAUUUGUGGCAAUAGAUUAUUGGCAGCCUUUAGAAUCAGUCACAAUACUUUAUCAGUUUCAGCUUUGUCCUUUUCCCUCUAAACAGUUUAUUAAUUAAGUAUUACUUCUAUGAAAUUAUGAAAUGGAAUGAAAUGGCAUUGCUUCUAUGAAAUAAAAAAUAUGAGGAUA
This is a messenger RNA of Oncorhynchus kisutch (coho salmon), 3323 nucleotides long. RefSeq names its product C-type lectin domain family 4 member F. Lineage: Eukaryota; Metazoa; Chordata; Actinopteri; Salmoniformes; Salmonidae. The record is from RefSeq and is a predicted model, not a curated record. The transcript has 7 exons. The coding region runs from base 1031 to 1822 and encodes 263 amino acids.